Miscanthus lutarioriparius is the source of this 1209-nucleotide messenger RNA. NCBI's taxonomy places the organism in Eukaryota, Viridiplantae, Streptophyta, Magnoliopsida, Poales, Poaceae. The record is from the annotation of a GenBank genome assembly.
AUGGCGUGCACAGACAAUGCGAUGAGAGCCUUGUUCCUCCUGGCGCUCGUCUGCGCCGCGCACGCUGGGAAGGACACGAAGGAGAGCUCCUCCGCUCCUGCCAAGGAGGGCGGCGACGCGAAAGCAGCGUCCGGGCCCGGCGGGUCGUUCGACAUCACCAAGCUGGGCGCCUCCGGCAACGGCAAGACGGACAGCACGAAGGCUACGAUCCUCAUCCCCAAGGGCGACUACCUCGUCGGCCCGCUCAACUUCACCGGCCCGUGCAAGGGCGACGUGACCAUCCAGGUGGACGGCAAUCUGCUGGCGACCACGGACCUGAGCCAGUACAAGGGUAACUGGAUCGAGAUCCUGCGCGUGGACAACCUGGUGAUCACCGGCAAGGGAACGCUCGACGGGCAGGGCCCCGCCGUGUGGAGCAAGAACUCGUGCGCCAAGAAGUACGACUGCAAGAUCCUGCCCAACUCGCUGGUGCUGGACUACGUGAACAACGGGGAGGUGUCCGGGAUCACGCUGCUCAACUCCAAGUUCUUCCACAUGAACGUGUUCCAGUGCAAGGACAUGCUGAUCAAGGACGUGACGGUGACGGCGCCCGGGGACAGCCCCAACACGGACGGCAUCCACAUGGGCGACUCGUCCGGGGUCACCAUCGUCAACACCGUCAUCGGCGUCGGCGACGACUGCAUCUCCAUCGGCCCCGGGACCAGCAAGGUGAACAUCACCGGCGUCACCUGCGGCCCCGGCCACGGCAUCAGCAUCGGCAGCCUGGGGCGGUACAAGGACGAGAAGGACGUCACGGACAUCAACGUCAAGGACUGCACGCUCAAGAAGACGAGCAACGGCCUCCGGAUCAAGGCGUACGAGGACGCCGCCUCCGUGCUCACCGCCUCCAAGAUCCACUACGAGAACAUCAAGAUGGAGGACUCCGCCAACCCCAUCAUCAUUGACAUGAAGUACUGCCCCAACAAGAUCUGCACCGCCAGCGGCGCCUCCAAGGUCACCGUCAAGGACGUCUCCUUCAAGAACGUCACCGGCACCUCCUCCAGCCCCGAGGCCGUCAGCCUGCUCUGCUCCGACAAGAUCCCCUGCACCGGCGUCACCAUGGAUAACGUCAAGGUCGAGUACAGUGGCACCAACAACAAGACCAUGGCCGUAUGCAAAAACGCCAAGGGCACCGCCACGGGCUGCCUCAAGGAGCUCGCAUGCUUCUGA